Messenger RNA from Anoplopoma fimbria (sablefish), 1574 nucleotides. It is a transcript of the gene pdcd6, whose product is annotated as programmed cell death 6. Gene Ontology annotation, molecular function: calcium ion binding. The coding region runs from base 199 to 756 and encodes 185 amino acids. NCBI's taxonomy places the organism in Eukaryota, Metazoa, Chordata, Actinopteri, Perciformes, Anoplopomatidae. The record is from RefSeq and is a predicted model, not a curated record. The transcript is spliced from 6 exons.
AGUGGUGAGUGAUUGGCCACGCCUCUGUGCGAGAGGAGGCAGGCAGGCAGACGUCGGGGGUGGUGGAGCCUGACUGAAGCUGCUUAGUGGAGAAACUACAGCAGGAGGAAACACAGCCUUGGACGGUGUUAGGUGCUCAGUUUUUUUUCUCAGAGCAUUCCCUUUAAAAAAAAAAAAAAAAAAAAAAAAAAAAAAGAAAUGGCGUACCACAGUCCGUACAGAGCUCCGCCGCAGAACAACGUGAAUCCGGACCAGAGCUUUCUGUGGACUAUCUUCCAGAGGGUUGACAAGGAUCGGAGCGGGGUGAUAUCAGACUCAGAGCUUCAGCAGGCCUUAUCGAAUGGCACAUGGACUCCCUUCAACCCGGUGACGGUGCGCUCCGUCAUAUCCAUGUUCGACAGGGAAAAUAAAGGCGGGGUGAACUUCAACGAGUUCGCCGGCGUGUGGAAGUACAUCACCGACUGGCAGAACAUCUUCAGGAACUACGACCGUGACAACUCUGGCUUCAUCGAUAAGAACGAGCUCAAACAGGCGCUGACUGGAUUCGGCUAUCGUCUAUCAGAUCAGUUCUACAACACGCUGAUAGAGAAGUUCGACCGCCAGAGGAAGGGACAGGUCGCCUUCGAUGACUUCAUUCAGUGCUGCAUUGUACUACAGAGGUUGACUGACGUGUUCAGACGGUACGACACGGACCAGGAUGGUUGGAUCCAGGUUUCAUAUGAACAGUAUCUAUCCAUGGUCUUUAAUAUAGUAUAACGCACACAGAUCAUCACAAAAGAGCACAACUGGACACAACUGUGCCAAAGCUACCGGCACCUCCCAGAUGUCUGCCAUGGUAGACACUACAAGAUUUUUUUAAACCUCAUUUUUAGCCCCAGUUGGGCUGUUUCACACAAAUUUAUAAAAUAGACACAAAUAACUUGAAGGAACCUUUAGUUUUUGAGUUGUAAUACCCUCCAGAUGACAGUAUUUGUCUGGAGGUACAACUACAAUGCUUCAGGUAUUUAAAAAAAACUUGUAGUGUUUUGUUUGAUGACCAAUCUGAACUACGUCUGUGCUGGGGGUGGGAAACAUUCUGGACACAAUCUGUCUUUCUGUCUGUCAGUCUGUCUGUUAUUGUCAACAAACUUUUUAACGUCUUAACUUUAAUUGAUACAAUUAAAAAAAAAAAGAACUCUGUUGGGAGUAAGAAUGAUGCAUUGUAAAUAUGAUUUAAGAUGCAUUGCAUGCUGGUCAGGGUAAUUUAGCCCCACGUUGACGCAUGCUUUCCCUUUCUCUUGUCUUUUCCUCAGCCCUAUUUUGCUCAAAGCCAUGUUUACAAAAACGGUGAAAGCAGGUGAUGUUCUGCUUUGGGAUUCACUGACAUGCCAGCUUACAUGCCAUAUUUGUACAAACUUAUUUUUAACUGCAAAAUAAAAUGUUUAGAACAUCAAAUUUUCGGUAGAGGGUAAGCAUAAUGCCUUUAGUAUGGCUUAUUUUUUGUGCAUGAUGCCUUAAGAUGUGUAUAAAAAAAAAAUCACAAAAGAGAAAUCUUUUAUUAUAAAAAAAAUAAAGAAAAUCUGAUGUGGAGUUUG